This is a messenger RNA of Huiozyma naganishii CBS 8797, 1482 nucleotides long. RefSeq names its product ribosome-binding protein MDM38 (gene MDM38). The coding region runs from base 1 to 1482 and encodes 493 amino acids. The record is from RefSeq and is a predicted model, not a curated record. Lineage: Eukaryota; Fungi; Ascomycota; Saccharomycetes; Saccharomycetales; Saccharomycetaceae. Gene Ontology annotation, biological process: intracellular monoatomic cation homeostasis. Gene Ontology annotation, molecular function: ribosome binding. The transcript has a single exon. Gene Ontology annotation, cellular component: mitochondrial inner membrane.
AUGACGGUCGGUGUGCUGGGCAGGCGGGUGAACGUUGUGGUUGCUGCGAGGGCGUACGCGGCGGGGGAGAGCGGCGGGGCCGUGAAGAAGGCGGAGGCCGUGAAGGAGACGGAGAAGAAGCUCGUGAAGACUACGCCGGUACCCGUGUCCCGGGCUAAGCCUAGCCUGCUUGUACGCAUCCGCAACGAGCUGAAACACUACGCCCAUGGGACUCGACUGCUUGGCUACGAGGUCAAAGUGUCCACUGGGCUUCUUGCAAAGUUUAUCCGUGGUAGCGAGUUGUCCCGUAGGGAGACGAACCAGCUGCGCCGCACAAUGGGCGACGUACUGCGACUGAUCCCCUUCUCAGCGUUCCUUAUUGUGCCCUUCGCGGAACUGCUUCUCCCAGUGGCACUGAAGCUGUUCCCCAACUUGCUUCCCUCCACGUAUGAGUCAGGGUCUCAAAGGCAGAAGAAAGUGACAAGGCUCAUUGAGAUCAGGAAGAAAACCUCUGCGCUGCUGCACCAGACUUUGGGGAAACAAACGGAACCCCUGAUCAACUACGACGCAGCGUUACAGACUCACGAGAACAAAUUGGCAUUCUCACAGUUCUUCUACAGGUUACACCAGGCUAAAAGAGUCCCCUCGCAGACAACUUACUUCUCCUACGGGGAGAUCAACUCUGUGGCAAAGAUGUUCAAGAACGAUUCCGUCCUGGAUAACUUAUCCAGAACACAACUGACUGCGAUGUCCAAAUUCAUGUCCGUGACACCGUUUGGCACAGAUAACAUGCUCAGAUAUCAUAUCCGUCACAAACUCAAGAAGAUCAUACAGGAUGACAAGACUAUUGACUACGAGGGGGUUGACCACCUCACAAAGGACGAACUGUACACCGCUUGUGUGUCUCGUGGGGUCAAAGCGUACGGUGUCGACCAAGAUGUCCUCAGAGAUCACCUCAGAGCAUGGUUGCAACUACGUCUCCGUAUGCGUGUCCCCUCAGUACUUAUGGUCCUCAGUUCAACGUUCACCUUUGGUAGGAGCACGGGGCAGGGCCAAGAGGCUCAAUUGCCAUACCCGCUUCACAACGUUCGUGCGUCAGACCCAGAAGUCCACGAGAAAGAAAUGACCCGGUACGAUAGGAUCCUCGACACGUACUACGACGGGAUCCUACAGGUGCUAGGGUCCAUCCCAGACCCGGUCUACAACGUCGCAAAACUGGACCUCUCGGAGACCAUGGGAGGGGACCAAGAACCGGCCACCGCUGGGGACGAAACGGAGGAUGGGGAACAAACCCCGAAGAAGGACGACAGCGAGUUCAAACUCAAUGUCCUCAAGGAACAGCAGGAACUCAUUAGGCGGGAGCAAGAGGAGGCUACGGCGCGCAAGUCGCAGGAGGAUUCGAACACAGACACGACAACGCUCGACGAGGACGACGCAACGAAACAGCAGCCACCAGUUCCCCUCGCUCAGGCAGCAAAGACUGCGGUCGACAAGAGACACUGA